Messenger RNA from Phragmites australis (common reed), 2617 nucleotides. Its product is annotated as phospholipase A1 PLIP1, chloroplastic-like. Gene Ontology annotation, molecular function: glycerophospholipid phospholipase A1 activity. Lineage: Eukaryota; Viridiplantae; Streptophyta; Magnoliopsida; Poales; Poaceae. Bases 317 to 2305 code for a protein of 662 amino acids. Gene Ontology annotation, biological process: lipid metabolic process. The transcript has 2 exons. The record is from RefSeq and is a predicted model, not a curated record.
UUUCCCUCGCACCCUCCCUUCCCUCGGUUUCCAAUUCCACCUCCGCGCGUAUCGCGGCCGACCUUCCUGAACUGCUUGCUAUUAAAAAGCCGCAUCGCCAUUUGCAGAAUCCCCCCGUGCUCUCUCUCGGACGCACGGGCUGACCAAGCAAACCCGUCAAUAGUCGCCAACAAGAAACUAACCAACGCCAACCAUCUCUCCACCGCCGCGCGCCGCGGCGGCAGGUGCCCAAUUUACCUCACCUGUCUGUCUGCCGCCAAGAUCCAGGAGCUAGCACGGUCAGGAGAGCCUCGCCGGCGGCUGCUAAGUAGGUGCCAUGGUGGCGAGCGUCGCUGCCGCUUGCGCGGCGACGACGGCGGCGGCGGGGCGGCGGGGGUGCAGGAGGGAGCCGGCGAGGAUGCACGCUGGCAUCCGGCGGUCGCACUCCGAGCCGCACCUCCGCUGCUCCCGCCGCGGCGGGGCCACCGGCGCCGCGCUCACCACCAGCCGGUCCAUCGGCGUGUUCCCGUUCCAGUUCGGCGCCGCGCCGCUUCGUCCGCCGCCGCUCCCCGAUGGCGGUGGCGAUGGGUCCCGCCUCCUCACCGUAGCAGAUGAGCCGUCCCCCGAGCCUGAACCCGAGCCGGAAAUGCCCUCCGUCCGGAGGCCCGAGGCGCACUGGCUCGACCGGCUCCUCGAGCUCCGGUCCCGCUUCCACGACCCGACCAAGCGCGACGUCCUCGAGGACGACGACGACGACGACGACGUCUACCAUCUCGACGACGAGGACGGCGGCUGCGGCGUGAGCUACGAGGAGGAGGAGGCGGCGGCGGAGGAUGCCAGGUGGGACCGGGAGUCCUUCGGCAAGCUGCUGGCGCGGGCCCCGCUCGGCGAGGCGCGUCUGUUCGCGCAGCUGGCCUUCCUCUGCAACAUGGCUUACGUCAUCCCCGAGAUCAAGGUUGAGGAGCUGAAGAAGCACUACGGAUUGCGAUUCGUGACGUCGUCGCUGGAGAAGAAGGCCGAGGCCGGCGCCGUGAGCGCCAAGCUGGACGUGGACUCUACCCGGCCGCGCACCGCGCCGGCGUACGAGGUGGCCUCCGGGCCGCAGCCGCGUCGGCCGAUCCGGUCGCACCUGGCCUACGAGGUGGCCGCGUCGGCCGCGUCCUAUGUCCGCGCGCGCGCGCGAGGCCUGCUCUCGUUCGGCGCCGGCGGGCAGCAGCGCAGGCUGUACAACUCCGGGGUGGCCGCGUACAUGGCCGCGUCGACAGUGACCGCCGUGGUGGCCGCGGAGGACGAAGCGCGGCAGGAGGCCGCGCGCGACCUGCGGUCGCCGCUGUUGUCGCCGUGCGAGUGGUUCGUGUGCGACGAGGCGGACGCGCGCACCCGGUGCUUCGUGAUCCAGGGCUCCGACUCGCUGGCGUCGUGGCAGGCCAACCUCUUGUUCGAGCCCACCGAGUUCGAGGGAACGGGCGUGCUGGUGCACCGCGGCAUCUACGAGGCGGCGAAGGGCAUCUACGAGCAGGUGAUGCCGGAGAUCGAGGCGCACGUGGCGGCGCACGGCGCCGGGGAGUCGCGGCUGCGAUUCACGGGCCACUCGCUCGGCGGCAGCCUCGCGGUGCUGGUCAGCUUGAUGCUGCUGGCGCGCGGGGUGGUGAAGCCGGGUGCGCUGCACCCCGUGGUCACGUUCGGCGCGCCCGCCGUGUUCUGCGGCGGGCACCGCGUGCUGGAGGCGCUCGGCGUCGGUGAGGGACACGUCCGGUCUGUGGCCAUGCACCGCGACAUCGUGCCGAGGGCCUUCUCGUGCCGCUACCCGGGCCACGCCAUCGCGCUGCUCAAGCGCCUCAACGGCGUGCUCCGCACCCACCCGUGCCUCAACAACCAGAAGGUGCUGUACAAGCCGAUUGGCGCGACGUACAUCCUGCAGCCGGACAGCAGCGCGUCGCCGCGGCACCCGUUCCUGCCGGAGGGCGCGGCGCUGUUCCGGCUGGACCCGGACGACGGCGGCCGCGACGCGGACCGCCCGCCGAGGGCCCUGGUGGCCAGCGCGCUGCGCGCGUUCCUCAAUUCGCCGCACCCGCUCGAGACGCUGAGCGACCUCUCGGCCUACGGCACCGGGGGCACCAUCCUCCGGGACCACGAGUCCAGCAACUACUUCAGGGCGCUCAGCGCGCUCGCCAGGGCGCCGCCGCGGCGCCGGAAGCACCCGGAGAUCGUCUGGCAGCUGCCCGGCGUCGAACGGCUGCAGCAGUACUGGUGGCCCGGGAUCGCGGGCACCGUCAUGCCGGAGCCGGUGGCCGUCAGGAACAAGGAGUUGGUCUCCGAGGCAUAGAGAUUCUAAGCCGGUUUGCAGCUUUGCACUGCUUUGCUCGGUUGAGCAGUGUACGUUCUUUGGUUUCUUCUGUACAAGGUACAUAGAAAGGUACAGUUUCUUCUUUGUUGUAGGUUCGUGUGUAAAUUGUAAGCAUGGUAUAGGAGCAUCUGGUUGGGUAUCCUGGUGGCCGGCAAAGAUCCGCAGGCUGCUUAGUAAAAGACAUUUUUUUUGUCAUGGAUUUAUGUGGUGGAAUGAACUCCGUUUGUAAAUUUCUUGUUGCAAUGGAAAUGAAACUUUGGAAUAGAACUUUGAGCAAGAGCAUUAUGGAUU